AUGGCAGCUGUCCUGACAUCCUGUGACUUCAACAAUGACAGCAUUCCCUUCUGCCAGUUCCGGCAGGAUAGUGAAGAUAACAGUGACUGGACGCGGCAUCGUGGGUCUACUCCAACCAACGGCACUGGCCCAAAUGGGGACUACCCAGACGGAAAUGGCUAUUACAUUUAUCACGAGUGUGACAACGUGGCCAACGGGCAAAGAGCCCGUCUGAUCAGCCCUCUGCUCCGCAGCAACUUGCCCCAGAUGUGCAUUCAGUUCUGGUACCAUAUGUAUGGCUUUGACAACCAAAACCAUCUCCAGGUUCUGCUCCAGAAGCCAGACACGGAGGAAAAAGUUUGGGAGAAAGUUGGCUUCCAGAGUCCAGCAUGGCUCGAGGCGGCUGUGACUGUGAUUGUCUUUGAGGCCAGACGGGGACUGACACCAUCAUGCGACACAGCGUUAGACAACAUAAUUAUCAGGGAAGGCGCUUGUGCCGCCUGUUUGUCUGAAUGUGACUUUGACACCACUGGUGAUCUCUGUGGUUGGACCACUCAAGCGCUUCCUCAUUUCUUUCCCUGGGAGCAGUGGAGCGGACCGACAGACACAGUGGGAACGGGGCCCGAUGACGACUUCUCUAAGCCUGGUUUUGGCAUGUACAUGCUGUUAGACUCCUUCUAUGGCUUGGAAGGAGUUUCAUCAGAGCUGCUAAGCCCACUCAGCUACUCAGAAGGAUGUCUGUUGCUCAGCUUCCACUACUAUAUCACAAACAUCAACUGUGAAACCAACAACCUCAACGGGGACGACAGUGAAACCAUCAACAUCCACAACUACAACUCCGUCCACCACACCAAAACUUCCAACAACUACACCUACUGCCAGGAACCAUCCACCGACUGCACAGGAUCCUGCAUCACUGGGUGCUUCUGUGACCCAGGCUACUUGUACCGCGGCCACCGCUGCGUACCUGUCAGCCAGUGCGGCUGUUUGGAUGAUGACGGCAAUUACUUUGAGCCAGGAGAAGUCAUCUUCGGUACGGGCUGCUCCAAGCUGUGUCGCUGUGCAGGAAACUACACGCUGAACUGCGUGGACAACUCCUGUAAGCCCACAGAAGAGUGUCGAGAAGUGAAUGGCGUCGUGUCUGGCUGCUACCCCAAAGACACGUCUACCUGCAUUGUAUCUGGUGACCCCCACUACACCACAUUUGAUCGCCGUUAUUAUGACUUCAUGGGAAACUGCAGCUACCUACUGUCCAAGCCUUGCAACAUCACGGCAGCCCCGCAAUUUGCGGUGUAUACUGACAAUGAGAAUCGUUACAACCAGCUCUCCAUCAGCUACCUCAAAGCCGUACAUGUGCACACCCUGGGGGUGACUGUUUCGGUGCUGAAGGACGGAGUGGUACAGUUGAACGGGACCAGAAUAAACCUUCCCGCCAGCCCUGUGCCCGGCCUGUCCGUAUUCCAGUCGGGGAGACAGUACACCGUGGCUGCUGAUUUUGGGGUGACGGUUCGCUAUGAUGGCAACCACUAUAUGGACAUCAAAGUUACGAGCGACUACAAGAAUGCCCUGUGUGGGCUGUGUGGAGAUUACAAUGGAAAGCCUGAGGAUGACUUCCGCACCCCUGAAGGCCAACUGGUCACCAGUCCUAAUGAUUUUGGCCAUAGCUGGAGCUCCGACCCGAACUGCAACAAGAAACCAAACGACACCAUCCCAGAGUGCACAGAGAGUGAACUUGACCUCUUUAAAAGUCCAGCCUAUUGUGGGAUCUUGCUGGAUGUCAAAGGGCCAUUUGCGGUCUGCCAUCCAAGAGUCAACCCCAACAAUUUCUUCAAGGACUGCUUGUAUGACCUGUGCGCGUUGGACGGAGCUCAGACGUCACUGUGUGAGGCACUGGAGUCUUAUGUCAAUGAGUGCCAGGACCGUGGAGUAAACGUGGGACCCUGGAGGAACACAACCUUUUGUCCUCUGCGUUGCCCCCCAAACAGCCACUAUGAGGUGUGUGUCCCUGCGUGCCCUCCUUCCUGCGCGAACCCAAGUCCAGGGCAGUGCAACAGCUCGUGCGCAGAGGGAUGUGUGUGUGACCCAGGGUACGUCUACAGCUCAGGGCUGUGUGUCAAACGAGAGACAUGUGGCUGCCAGUACAGUGGACAGUACUACCAGUCAGGAGAGGAGUUCUACACUGAGGGAUGCCGGUCAAAAUGCAAGUGCGAGGGUGGCGUGGUGACGUGCACAGAAGGAACGUGUCCUCCGCAACAUACGUGUGGGGUGCAGAACGGACAGCUUGGCUGUUACCCCAUCGGCACUAAGGACUGCUACAUCUCCGGAGAUCCGCACUACACCACCUUCGAUGGAAAGUUCUAUACUUUCAUGGGCACCUGCACCUAUACCUUGGCUAGAAGCUGCCAGAACAGCACAGGUCCUUGGUUCUCAGUGGAGGGCAAGAAUGAAGAAAGAGGUGUCGCAGGGGUCUCAUACCUCCGCAAACUGUAUGUGACCGUUGGUGGAGUUACAGUCACGAUGAUGAAAGGCAGGAAGACGAUGGUAAAUGGGCUACGUGUCUCCCUUCCUCACUCGCCCUCCCCCCUAAUAUCGCUCUCCUUGGCCGGGCAGUAUGUCACCCUGCAGACCCCCUUUGGUCUCACCGUGCGCUGGGACGGAAACCACUACGCUCAAAUUUCAGUUCCCAGCUCCUAUUUUGAUCAGAUGUGUGGUCUCUGUGGAGACUACGAUGGAAACUCAAAUAAUGACUUCACCAAACCAGAUGGCUCACUAGCUGGUAGUUCCAAUGACUUUGGCAACAGCUGGCAAACUGAAGAGGACGAAGACGACAGGUGUGAAUCUGACAACAAACCUGAGCCCCCGUGCAACCCCAGUUUGGAGGCAGAGGUGUCCAAACCUGAGAAAUGUGGGAAACUGAAUGACACUCAAGGACCUUUUAGAGACUGCGUUAAAGUGGUGGACCCACGGCCUUAUUUCCUGAGCUGUGUGUACGACAUGUGUCGUUACGAGGGACUUCUGCAAACCUUGUGUGACCAGUUGCAGGCUUACACCGAUGCCUGCCUGAGUGCAGGAGCCCCAGUGCACCAGUGGAGGGAGCCACACUUCUGCCCUCUGGCCUGUCCGCCCAACAGCCACUACUCCCUGUGUGUGAGCGCAUGUCCAGAGACGUGUGUGGGAAGCGGUGUGGGGUUGCCGGGCUGUGAAGAGCUCUGUGUGGAGGGGUGCCGCUGCGAUCCUGGCUUCAUCCUGAGCAAUGACCGCUGUGUUCCUCUCAAAGACUGUGGCUGCAUGGACCAUCAAGGCUCCUACCACCCUCUGAAUGAGAGUUGGUACCUGGAGGGCUGCACCCAGCGCUGUGCUUGCCAAGGAAAAGGCCUGAUCGAGUGCCACAACACCUCCUGCGGUCCAGCAGAGAGCUGCCAGAUGCAAGAUGGCGAAUAUGGUUGUCACGCGCUGGCAUCAACAGCAAAACCACCAAUAUCAACACCUUUCACUGCGAAACCAUCAACGGCAUCCACAACUACAACUAAACCUCAGACUACGGUUCCGCCCGUGAAGUGCCCCCCAAAUUCCCACUACAUUGAGUGUGGCCCAGCCUGUAUCCCAAGCUGCCAGGAACCAUCCACCGACUGCACAGGAUCCUGCAUCACUGGGUGCUUCUGUGACCCAGGCUACUUGUACCGCGGCCGCCGCUGCGUACCUGUCAGCCAGUGCGGCUGUUUGGAUGAUGACGGCAAUUACUUUGAGCCAGGAGAAGUCAUCUUCGGUACGGGCUGCUCCAAGCUGUGUCGCUGUGCAGGAAACUACACGCUGAACUGCGUGGACAACUCCUGUAAGCCCACAGAAGAGUGUCGAGAAGUGAAUGGCGUCGUGUCUGGCUGCUACCCCAAAGACACGUCUACCUGCAUUGUAUCUGGUGACCCCCACUACACCACAUUUGAUCGCCGUUAUUAUGACUUCAUGGGAAACUGCAGCUACCUACUGUCCAAGCCUUGCAACAUCACGGCAGCCCCGCAAUUUGCGGUGUAUACUGACAAUGAGAAUCGUUACAACCAGCUCUCCAUCAGCUACCUCAAAGCCGUACAUGUGCACACCCUGGGGGUGACUGUUUCGGUGCUGAAGGACGGAGUGGUACAGUUGAACGGGACCAGAAUAAACCUUCCCGCCAGCCCUGUGCCCGGCCUGUCCGUAUUCCAGUCGGGGAGACAGUACACCGUGGCUGCUGAUUUUGGGGUGACGGUUCGCUAUGAUGGCAACCACUAUAUGGACAUCAAAGUUACGAGCGACUACAAGAAUGCCCUGUGUGGGCUGUGUGGAGAUUACAAUGGAAAGCCUGAGGAUGACUUCCGCACCCCUGAAGGCCAACUGGUCACCAGUCCUAAUGAUUUUGGCCAUAGCUGGAGCUCCGACCCGAACUGCAACAAGAAACCAAAUGACACCAUCCCAGAGUGCACAGAGAGUGAACUUGACCUCUUUAAAAGUCCAGCCUAUUGUGGGAUCUUGCUGGAUGUCAAAGGGCCAUUUGCGGUCUGCCAUCCAAGAGUCAACCCCAACAAUUUCUUCAAGGACUGCUUGUAUGACCUGUGCGCGUUGGACGGAGCUCAGACGUCACUGUGUGAGGCACUGGAGUCUUAUGUCAAUGAGUGCCAGGACCGUGGAGUAAACGUGGGACCCUGGAGGAACACAACCUUUUGUCCUCUGCGUUGCCCCCCAAACAGCCACUAUGAGGUGUGUGUCCCUGCGUGCCCUCCUUCCUGCGCGAACCCAAGUCCAGGGCAGUGCAACAGCUCGUGCGCAGAGGGAUGUGUGUGUGACCCAGGGUACGUCUACAGCUCAGGGCUGUGUGUCAAACGAGAGACAUGUGGCUGCCAGUACAGUGGACAGUACUACCAGUCAGGAGAGGAGUUCUACACUGAGGGAUGCCGGUCAAAAUGCAAGUGCGAGGGUGGCGUGGUGACGUGCACAGAAGGAACGUGUCCUCCGCAACAUACGUGUGGGGUGCAGAACGGACAGCUUGGCUGUUACCCCAUCGGCACUAAGGACUGCUACAUCUCCGGAGAUCCGCACUACACCACCUUCGAUGGAAAGUUCUAUACUUUCAUGGGCACCUGCACCUAUACCUUGGCUAGAAGCUGCCAGAACAGCACAGGUCCUUGGUUCUCAGUGGAGGGCAAGAAUGAAGAAAGAGGUGUCGCAGGGGUCUCAUACCUCCGCAAACUGUAUGUGACCGUUGGUGGAGUUACAGUCACGAUGAUGAAAGGCAGGAAGACGAUGGUAAAUGGGCUACGUGUCUCCCUUCCUCACUCGCCCUCCCCCCUAAUAUCGCUCUCCUUGGCCGGGCAGUAUGUCACCCUGCAGACCCCCUUUGGUCUCACCGUGCGCUGGGACGGAAACCACUACGCUCAAAUUUCAGUUCCCAGCUCCUAUUUUGAUCAGAUGUGUGGUCUCUGUGGAGACUACGAUGGAAACUCAAAUAAUGACUUCACCAAACCAGAUGGCUCACUAGCUGGUAGUUCCAAUGACUUUGGCAACAGCUGGCAAACUGAAGAGGACGAAGACGACAGGUGUGAAUCUGACAACAAACCUGAGCCCCCGUGCAACCCCAGUUUGGAGGCAGAGGUGUCCAAACCUGAGAAAUGUGGGAAACUGAAUGACACUCAAGGACCUUUUAGAGACUGCGUUAAAGUGGUGGACCCACGGCCUUAUUUCCUGAGCUGUGUGUACGACAUGUGUCGUUACGAGGGACUUCUGCAAACCUUGUGUGACCAGUUGCAGGCUUACACCGAUGCCUGCCUGAGUGCAGGAGCCCCAGUGCACCAGUGGAGGGAGCCACACUUCUGCCCUCUGGCCUGUCCGCCCAACAGCCACUACUCCCUGUGUGUGAGCGCAUGUCCAGAGACGUGUGUGGGAAGCGGUGUGGGGUUGCCGGGCUGUGAAGAGCUCUGUGUGGAGGGGUGCCGCUGCGAUCCUGGCUUCAUCCUGAGCAAUGACCGCUGUGUUCCUCUCAAAGACUGUGGCUGCAUGGACCAUCAAGGCUCCUACCACCCUGUAAAUGAGAGUUGGUACUUGGAGAGCUGCACUCAGCACUGUGUUUGCCAAGGAAAAGGCCUGAUCGAGUGCCACAACACCUCCUGUGGUCCAGCAGAGAGCUGCAACCUGCAAGAUGGCGAAUAUGGUUGUCACGCACUGGAUCGUGGAAUCUGCUCUGUUUCCGGGGACCCUCAUUACACCACAUUCGACAAAAAAGUUCAUCAUUUCCAGGGAUCCUGCUCGUACACUUUAACUCAGCCUUGUAAUAUCACCUCUGGCUUGCCAUACUUUUCUAUUUACACCCAAAAUGAGCACAGAGGCAGCAGCAAACACGUAUCUUAUGUCCGUGCUGUCACUGUUAAGGUUCAUGGGACAGAGAUCAUUCUGAGCAAGGGCCGUCAAGUACAGGCUAAUGGUGUUCGAUUUACCCCUCCGGUUUUUCUGCCAGAGGGUAUGAAGGUCUUUCUCAGUGGCACGUUUGUGGUGGUGGAAACAGUUUUUGGACUGCGGGUGCGAUUUGAUGGGAACCACUAUUCUGAUGUCACCCUGCCUUCAUCCUACAGUGGACUCCUGUGUGGUCUUUGUGGGAACUUCAAUGGUAAUCCGGGUGACGACAACCUGAAACCAGAUGGCCAACCUGAACCCAACACCUCCCUGCUGGGAGAGAGUUGGCAGGUCCCUGACAAUCGCACAGACUGUUCCCAUGAUGGAGGAGUAGAUACCUGUAAUGACAAGGUGUUGGCUGAAGCUCAGAAACCUACUAGCUGUGGCAUGAUCACAGAUGUCAGUGAUAAAUUCAAACCCUGUCACUCAGUGGUGCCUCCUGACAUUUACUUUGAGAACUGUGUAUAUGACCAGUGCGGGACUGGUGGUGACGCUGUGGCCCUGUGCCAGGCCAUCCAGAGCUAUGCUGACCUUUGUGCGCAGGCUGGAGUUCCUAUCUCUUGGAGGAACAACACAUUUUGUCCUCUGAAGUGCCCUGUGGGCAGCAACUACACUGCUUGUAGCACAGCUUGCCCACCAAGCUGCCAGGGCCUUGACUCUGCUGCCACAUGUAACCAGCCCUGUGUGGAAGGGUGUGUCUGCAACUCUGGGCUGGUGCUCAGCGGGGACAAGUGUGUGCCCCUCAGUCAGUGUGGCUGCACAGACAAGAACAACAACUACCGACCGGUGGGAGACAGCUGGUUUCCUGUGGCCAACUGCUCAGAGCGUUGCACUUGUGCUGGACCCAACAACAUCAUCUGUAUGCCGUGGCAGUGCAGCCCUGCCCAGGAAUGUGGUGUAAAGGAAGGAGAGCUUGCCUGCCAUUCAAUAGGCAAAGGUGUGUGCCAUGUGGCAGGUGACCCCCACUACUACACUUUCGACAGCAAGAUGCACACCUAUAUGGGAACCUGUACUUACACACUGGUAGAGGUGUGUAACAGCAGCCAAGUGACUUCCUUCAACAUUGUGGCCAAGAAUGAGGAGCGCGGACAACCCCAGGCCUCCUACGUUCACUCUGUCAUUGUCAGCAUCCCUGGUUCCAAUAUUACACUCAGCAAGGCUGGACGGGUACUGCUCGAUGGCAGGAGGAUCCGCACCCCUUUCACCAUUACGCAGACUGGCGCUCAGCUGUAUGCAAGCGGUGUCUACAGCGUGCUUGACACAAACUUCGGAGUCAUUGUGAAGUUUGAUGGCGUGCAUCACUUGGAGAUCACAAUACCAGGAGACUACUUCAACAAGGUGUGUGGCAUGUGUGGAAACUACAAUGGCAACCCCAGUGACGAUAACCUCAUGCCCAGUGGCAAGCCAGCCAAGGAUGUUAUUGAGCUGGGUAACAGCUGGAAAGCUGAAGGAGACAGUGACCCUGGCUGCCAGCCAGAUGACAGAGAAGACCUAGACCCCAACUGCUUGCCAGCAGUGGAGCAGCAGUACCGCUCCCUGUGCAGCAAUGUGCUGCUGUCUGAGCGCUUUGAGGCCUGCCAUGUCCUGCUGCCCCCAAAGCCCUUCUUGGACAAUUGUGUGUAUGACAUGUGCGAGUACAACGGCAUGCAGGAGACACUAUGCGACAACGUGGAGGCUUAUGCCCAAGCCUGCCAGAGCCUGGGUGUUACUGUCAUUUGGAGGAACCAGACGUUCUGCCCUUUGCCGUGUCCUCCCAACAGCCAGUACUCACCUUGCACGGCCCCAUGUCCUGCCACCUGUGCAGACCUGUUCCCCACGAGCUGUCCGCAGCCACCCAGCUACUGCGUGGAAGGAUGCCAGUGCAACCCAGGGUUCGUGUUGAGUGAUGGCCAGUGUGUCUCGCUGUCCAACUGUGGCUGCUUGGACCCCAAUGGCGAAUAUCACGAUGUGGGAGAUUCAUGGUUAACUGACCACUGCGAGCAAAGGUGCAGCUGCAGUCUGGGGGGGAUUCUCAGCUGCAGCCAAUUCAAGUGCAGUGAGAACUCCAUCUGCACGCUGGACAAAGAUGGAAUCCGCCUAUGCAAGCCAGAGAAGUUUCAUAAAUGCAGUAUUUCAGGAGACCCGCACUACAAAACCUUUGACAGAUUUAACCACCAUUACCAAGGCCCCUACACCUACGUUUUAACAGAGAGUCAUGACCUGCCCAGCUCUCUGGUGCCUCUGGUGGUCCGGGGGAAGAAUGUACGAAGGGGUGGCAACAAGCGUGUCUCUUUCUUGCAUGAAGUUUACGUUGACGUGUAUGGGCUCAGCAUUCGCUUCCUGCAAAAGAGGGUGGUGCUGGUGAACGGAGAGAGGAUAUACCCACCCCUUACACCGCAACAGGGACUCAGAAUCACUAUGAACUCCCGCAAUGUCCAGCUGUCCACAGACUUCGGUCUCACCGUACGCUUUGACGGGAACUACCAUGCAGAGCUGGUCCUGCCAAGCACCUACAAGGCUGCUGUGAGGGGACUGUGUGGAAACUUCGAUGGCCAAACUAAUAACGAGUACAUGAAACCUGACGGCAGCCUGACCCGCAACCUAAACGACUUUGGGGACAGCUGGAGGGUGGGUGAACGCCAGAGGGCUCCGCUGCAGACCGCCAGCCUGUCCACAACACUACACCUGUACAGACGUGAGGUGGAGCCAGACCUAGAUGCCGGGUUUGAGACUGAAGGUUGCGAAGAUGCCCAGCUGAGCGAGCUGAAUGAUAGGACCCAAUGCGGAGCCCUGUCAGACACGAAUGGACCCUUUGCACCCUGCCACUCAGCUGUCGACCCCAUCCCAUUCCAAGAGGACUGUGUGUAUGACCUCUGUGCGGAGCCAAGUGAUCCUACAUUGCGCUGCACCAGCUACCAGGUGUACGCUCAGGCCUGCCAGGAGGAAGGUGUGGCCCUCACAGCUUGGAGACAGCAGCUGAAGUGUGCUCUGUCCUGUCCAGCAAACAGCACUUACAGCAGCAACAUGACCCCUUGCCCCGCAUCAUGUUCUGACCUUGCUGCCCCCUCCGAGUGUGAGGAAACCUUUCAAACUGAGGGAUGCCAGUGCGCUGCAGGUUUCGCCAUGAGUGGCACAAGCUGCGUGCCCUACAGUCAAUGUGGCUGCACCUUCCUGGGACGGUACUACAUGCUCAACGAGAAGUUUGUGACAGAAGACUGCUCGCAGAACUGCCAGUGCACACCCACGGGAGCUGUGUGCGAGACCAAGGGCUGCCCAGACACACAUGUCUGCACCAUCUACAACUUCACACGUGACUGCUACAAACAGAGUCCGUGCCUCAGCUCACCUUGUCUGAACGGAGGCACGUGCCAGGAAUCCAACAGCGGUUUCACCUGCUUGUGUCCCGAGGGGUUCGAGGGAACUUUGUGCGAGGCAGAAGAGGUCAGAGAAGGCCUAGACAGAACAACAAUUAUUCUAAUUGGAGUUUUCGUACCCCUUGGAGUGAUAAUCAUUGCUUUGGUUUGCUUCUGUAUCUACAAGCACUGUAAUAGAAAGAGGGAAAAGUAUGAUGGAACCCAAAUGGACAAUGGAAGAGGUCCAGGGAAUGUGGAUUCUGCAAACAAGAUGAAAGUCACUGAAACCAGGUUCUAAUAAAGAUCACAAGAUUAUCUUAUUCUGAUCUGCAUAUGAAGAGGGCCAUUACAGAAGACAAGAAAAAAAUAUUUCUAUUGUAUAUUUAUUGGUGGGACCAUUUAAUAACUAGCUUGUACUCUUGUUCAAGUAAUUUGUAUUAAUACAGAAAACCUUAAGCCAUUCCAGCACUUUAGCAUUUUCACUCAUCUGUGACCUGUUAUGUUCAGAUGUACAGUAAUACAGUAGUUUUAUUUUCAGUAUUUCUACGCAUUUAUUCAAAUAUGUAAUUUGUGACAACAAAUGGCUUCAAGUAAAAGUGAACAAAUAAAAUUGCAUUUAAAAACUUAAAUUAAAAAAGGAUCUCGCUGUGAAUUUGAAUCGGAUAUGUAACUAACAGCCUGUCACAGGACAAGGAAACACACUAAAGGCAAUUUAGUGCCUCUAGUAAAUCUGAAAGACAUCUGGACUGUGGGCGGAAACUGGAGCACCUGGAGGAAGCCUACAAGAACACAGGGAAAACACGUAAGCUCCACACAGGCUAAGGAGAAUGUGGAUUCAAAGCACAGAGCUGUGAGGCACCAAUGGUACCUACUAUGCCACUGCACCACUCCUGGCAAUAAAAUACCCUCUUGCAUAAAUGAUCAAAAGUGAAUGUUGCAUUCAUCAACGAAGCACUGUCUUC
Scleropages formosus (Asian bonytongue) is the source of this 10687-nucleotide messenger RNA. RefSeq names its product zonadhesin, like (gene zanl). The coding region runs from base 1 to 10023 and encodes 3340 amino acids. Gene Ontology annotation, cellular component: extracellular matrix; membrane. Gene Ontology annotation, molecular function: protein binding; calcium ion binding. The record is from RefSeq and is a predicted model, not a curated record. NCBI's taxonomy places the organism in Eukaryota, Metazoa, Chordata, Actinopteri, Osteoglossiformes, Osteoglossidae. The transcript has 66 exons.